This is a messenger RNA of Mus pahari (shrew mouse), 1803 nucleotides long. RefSeq names its product cysteine and histidine rich 1 (gene Zftraf1). The record is from RefSeq and is a predicted model, not a curated record. Gene Ontology annotation, cellular component: nucleus. NCBI's taxonomy places the organism in Eukaryota, Metazoa, Chordata, Mammalia, Rodentia, Muridae. Gene Ontology annotation, molecular function: zinc ion binding. Bases 198 to 1391 code for a protein of 397 amino acids. The transcript has 4 exons.
ACAAAGAUGGCGGCCGCGCCGGGGUUGGUGGCCGGGGCGGCUGCGGGCCGACGCGCGGGCCAGGCCCACUGAGGCAGCCGCACGGUGGGCAGGCUGCGGGGUCGCCGCGGCAGUGAGAAGCCGGCGAGGGCGCGCGGCGACCCUAACUUCCAGCCGGCGAGCGCGCCGGCACCCGCCCGCCGGGCCGGCCGGCCGUGAUGUCCGGCGCCGAGGAGGCCGGCGGGGGUGGCCCGGCUGCAGGGCCCGCGGGUGCCGUGCCGGCCGGGGUCGGGGUAGGGGCCGGGCCCGCCGCGGGGCCGGCUGCGGCGGCUCUGGGCGAGGCGGCGGGGCCCGGGAUCCCGGACGAGGCGGCCCUGGCCGGUGCUCGGCAGCUGCAAGAGGCGGCCGGCGACCCCGACGCGCCGCCCAAGAAGCGGCUGCGGGCGGCCGAGGCAGCCGAGGCGGCGGCGGCGGCGGUGGCAGCGGGCAGUGGAAAGCUGGAGGAGCGUCUCUACUCGGUGCUGUGCUGCACCGUGUGCCUGGACCUGCCCAAGGCUUCCGUGUACCAGUGUACUAACGGUCACUUGAUGUGCGCUGGCUGUUUUAUCCACCUACUAGCAGAUGCCCGGCUGAAGGAGGAGCAGGCCACAUGUCCCAACUGUCGUUGUGAGAUCAGUAAGAGCCUCUGUUGCCGGAACCUGGCUGUGGAGAAAGCUGUGAGCGAGCUGCCUUCAGAGUGUGGCUUCUGUCUGCGUCAGUUCCCUCGCUCCCUCCUAGAGAGGCACCAGAAAGAGGAAUGCCAGGACAGGGUGACACAGUGCAAGUACAAGCGUAUUGGCUGCCCGUGGCAUGGCCCUUUCCAUGAGCUGACAGUGCAUGAGGCUGCGUGUGCUCACCCGACCAAGACAGGCAACGAGCUGAUGGAGAUCCUCGAUGAGAUGGACCAGAGCCACCGCAAGGAGAUGCAGCUCUACAACAGCAUCUUCAGCCUGCUCAGCUUUGAGAAGAUCGGCUACACAGAAGUUCAGUUCCGGCCUUAUCGCACUGACGACUUCAUCACACGCCUGUACUAUGAAACACCACGGUUCACAGUACUGAACCAGACAUGGGUCCUGAAGGCUCGUGUGAAUGACUCGGAGCGCAACCCCAACCUGUCGUGCAAGCGCACACUUUCCUUCCAGCUACUCCUCAAGAGCAAGGUCACAGCACCCCUGGAAUGCUCUUUUCUUCUGCUCAAGGGCCCAUACGACGACGUGAGGAUCAGCCCUGUCAUCUACCACUUUGUCUUCACCAAUGAGAGCAAUGAGACAGACUAUGUGCCGCUGCCCAUCAUCGACUCUGUGGAGUGCAACAAGCUGCUGGCCGCCAAGAACAUUAACCUGCGGCUCUUCCUGUUCCAAAUACAGAAGUAAGAUGGACCCGGGCACCUGAGAAGCAGAGGGCUGCAGUCCAGUAGUGCUGUCCCACCCAUCCCUGGCUUGGCAGCAGCUUCACACAACCGUAUGAUCACUUUAGCAAAGGAGGAGAACAAACACAAUCAAACACUGAGAAAGUCUGCAUGCGUGUGCAACGGGGUCCCUGCCUCUGGCUCACCUUCCUCCCCCUGCCUCCCACCUGCAGGCAGCCAGAGGCUGAGCUGACCACAGUGGAGACAGCACUCGGGGCUCCUCAGGUCCAGGCGGUGACGAGGGCAAGAAGCCACCCUUAUCCCAGCUCCCAUCCUCACAUCGAGGUGGCACGGUGGUUCCCUGGCCGGGCUCAGGGGCCCUGGCUGACUUCAGACAGCAUAUUUGAUUGCAAUUAAAAAGGCAGCCUUGUUUCCUA